Messenger RNA from Tribolium castaneum (red flour beetle), 1614 nucleotides. It is a transcript of the gene yellow-b, whose product is annotated as yellow-b. Gene Ontology annotation, cellular component: extracellular region. The record is from RefSeq and is a predicted model, not a curated record. Bases 181 to 1491 code for a protein of 436 amino acids. The transcript is spliced from 3 exons. NCBI's taxonomy places the organism in Eukaryota, Metazoa, Arthropoda, Insecta, Coleoptera, Tenebrionidae.
CUUCGCAGUGACUUUCACUGGUGUUGGGCAAGAAGUGGCGAAGGUCAGUUGUGCCGCGUAUUCCUAGCCGAAGACACACCUUGCCAUGUGCUCCUAGAGCUCGCUCCGAAAAGUCCACUUGUUAAAAUCGACUCAAAUUGUUGUGCCAUUUUGCCCGUUUUUGGUUUUUCCUUGUAGACGAUGCUUCCAAUAUGGACAAUUUCCCUCCUCCUCUUUACCUCAACCUUCGCCAUGGACAACCUUCGUGUCGCCUAUCAAUGGAAAGAGCUCGACUUUGACUUCCCCUCGGCCUCUGCGCGUGAAGAGGCCAUCAAAAGCGGAAAAUUCAUUCCGGAAAAUAACCUGCCUCUAGGUCUAGAAGUCUACAAGGACCGGCUUUUCAUCACGGUGCCGAGAUGGCGCUCGGGGGUCGCCGCCUCCCUCAACUACAUCAAGCUUUCAGACCCCAUGGACUCGCCCAAACUCAAACCCUACCCCAACUGGGAGGCGCACAAGAGCCACUCUGGAGACCCCCCAGAGAUAGUCUCCCCAUUUCGUGUCCGAGCCGACCAUUGUGGUCGCUUAUGGGUCUUGGACACCGGUAUCGAAGACUUCACAAACCCCAAAACCCACAAACCUGUCACUUUGCUAAUUUACGACCUCCACAACGAUAACCUAAUGCGGAGUUUCAAAAUCCCCAAAGGCCAAGUCAAGAGUGAGAGUUUUCUGGCCAACAUCGCCGUGGAGGACCACAACUGUGCCGACACUUAUGCGUAUUUAGGUGACCUGGGGGACCCUCCAGGCAUUAUCGUGUAUUCGUGGAAAAAGGGGGAGAGCUGGAGGGUGGAGCAUAAUUAUUUCUCCAUUGACCCAUUGAUGGGAGAGUUCAACGUUUCUGGGAUCACGUUCGUGUGGAACGAUGGGUUGUUCGGGAUGGCCUUGUCCAAGCCGGACCAUGAUGGGUUUAGCACGCUUUACUUCCACCCAAUGAGCAGCACCAACGAGUUCUCGGUCAGCACCAAGUACCUGCGGGAGGACUCCUCCAAGGAGCAUUUCCACGAGUUCAAGUUGCUGGGCACUAGGGGGCCCAAGGGGCAAAGUGGGGUCUCGUUCCUCGACCAGAAGACCGACGUUCUGUUCUAUUCUUUGUUGAAUUUGAACGCUGUCGCGUGUUGGAGAACAACAAACCCUGCUUAUACCAUGGAGUCGCAAGGGAGGGUUUACAUGAACAACGUCACCAUGAUUUUCCCCAAUGAUAUCAAAGUUGAUAAUGAUGAUAAUUUGUGGGUUUUGUCGGAUCGGCUGCCGAUGUUUUUGUACAGUCAUUUGGAUAAGAAUGAUGUUAAUUUUCGGGUGCUGACGGCACCGGUUGCUGAUGCGAUCAGAGGAACGGCGUGCGAUUCGAAAUUGGUGACGAGGAUCAAGAGUAAUGAUUUGAAGAAUGGUGGUUUGAGAAAAAGUGCUGUGGGAGGGGUGGUUCUUGUCAUGUUUGUUGCCAUAAUGAAUUUGUAAUUUUUACAAACGUCCUGUAAUUAUUGUAUAAUUGCCGCGAUUUAUUUAUUUAUUUUAGGAUAGUUUGUAGUGUCUUGUUUGUAAGUAUUGUACUUAUUUGUAAAAAUAAAGUCAUCAAGAGUU